AAAUAUUCUGUGAUAUAACCAAAUUAUAACUAAUAUUAUUUGAAGACUUUGAUUUUUGAAUUAGUUCUGUAAUUUAAUUUUGUAUAUAUUAUCGGUGAUAUUAAUUCAAUUAACAAUGCCUAAGAUUAAAAGUAAAAGAAAAUCUGGAAUACGAUCGAAAUAUGCUGGAAAUGAAGACAAUAGUGUAGAAACCAAAGAGGAAAGUAAUCUAGCCAAGUUGUUAUUGCAUGAAUUAAAAAAAGGUGAUACACACGCAAUAAAAGCUAUAUUAUGUGUUGAUGAAGAGAAAAUUGUGGAAUCUUUAUGGAAACUGCGGAAUAAUAUAGUAGAAGAAUUAUUGGAAAAAUUGGUAACCUUCAUGCAGAAAAACAGAUUAUUAAAAGAUGCAGCUUCGUUAUGGAUACAACAACUUUUAAAAACAAAUGCCACACAUUUGAUGAAUAAACCCAACAUAGGAGAUAUGUUGACUCCGUUAACAAUAGUUUUACAAGAACAUAUUGAUUUCCAAAAAUUAUUAAAAGGCGUUCAAGGCAAUAUUAAUUACAUUUUGAAUCAUACCAAUAGAAAAAAAAGUGAUGAAGUAGAUGAAGAAAUUAUUUCAAAUGAAGAUUCAGAUGAUAACUCAAUUGAACAAUUCAAUAUGCAUUCUCCAGAAAGUUACUCCAGUGAUGAUCUAAAAGAUGACCUCAGUGAUGAUUUACAAGAUGACAACAGUGAAGAUGUAAAAGAUGGCUCCAGUGAAGAAGAAUAAAACUAAAUAAUGUUGAAUUUUUGUUUUCUAUUAUGAAGCGGACAACGUUUCUAUUUAAAACAAUAUUGUGAUAGACUAGUUUUUCGAAGCCGAUUUGCUUCCUAUGUGAAAUAUUUUGUUAAAAUGUACAUCCAUAUGAAAUUAGAAUAUAUUUCAACCGAACUUUU
This is a messenger RNA of Harmonia axyridis, 918 nucleotides long. RefSeq lists its product as uncharacterized. Lineage: Eukaryota; Metazoa; Arthropoda; Insecta; Coleoptera; Coccinellidae. The record is from RefSeq and is a predicted model, not a curated record. The transcript is spliced from 3 exons. The coding region runs from base 116 to 751 and encodes 211 amino acids.